UUGCAUCAUCAUCGUUGUCUUCGUCUUCUUCUUCUUCAAUCUUUGGAAUGUAGAUGCAGAGAUGCUAACAUUCUCUGCAACAUCAUCAACUUGAGCUUCCUUACUCUCUCAUCGACACAAACACUUGCAAGCUCUUUUCCAAAAGCACCUUCAGCGAUACCACCUCUUUCAUCAUCACAUUCAAUUUCUCCAUUGCUGCACUAAUAACCUGUUUUUGUAGAUGCAAAUUCUGGUGCAUGACACUAAGAUAUACAUAUGACUUGAACUAUCUAAUUUUCAAACACAUGGGAAUGAGGGUUUUAAGAAGCCUUGAGGUCUUGAAACUGGGAGUUGUCAACUACUUGGAUGCCUUGAAACUGCAAGAAAAGCUGGUCUUGGAUAGAAAAUCUCAUAGGAUAUGUGAUACUCUUCUGUCUUUGCAACAUCCACCUACAUACACUGUUGGCAAGAGACAAACUGUUCAUAAUUUAUUAAUCCCACAGUCGGAAUUGGAACAAAUUGGAGCUGAACUUCACUACACACAACGGGGAGGAGACAUUACAUUUCAUGGUCCACACCAAGCCAUUUUAUAUCCUAUCAUAUCACUUCGCGACAUGGGAAUCGGUGCUCGAAGUUAUGUGGAAAAAAUGGAGCUAACUAUGAUUGAAAUGGCAGCUCAAUAUGGUGUGAAGGCUUGUCCUGGACUAGCUGGUGAGACAGGUGUGUGGGUUGGAGAAAGGAAGAUAGGUGCUAUUGGUGUUCGGAUAUCAAAUGGAAUCACUUCUCAUGGUUUGGCAUUCAACAUUGACCCUGAUUUAAGCUAUUUUAGGCACAUUGUUCCCUGUGGAAUUGCUGAUAAAGAAGUUACAUCACUGAGAAGGGAGACAGAUUCUGUUCUUCCACCUGAAGAAAUAAUGCAGGAGCAGUUAGUUUCUUGUUUUGCAAGAAUAUUUGGUUAUGAUAACCUUAUCUGGAAAGAGGAUGCUUCAGUAGUUACUGAUGGAACUGAAUGAGAUGAAAGCAUUUUAGCAAACAGAUAGUUGUAUAACUUCUAUGUUUGCUUUUAUUCUUUCUUAUUUUACUGUGUCACAUUCAUUCUUACAAAUAUAGAGCAAAUGGUGCUACUUAUGCAAAGAUGGCACUGAAUACAAUUCCACACAUAUUAUAAACGUAUCUUCCAUAAACAUUGUGUUUUGGGAAAUAACUCCAUUAUUGAUUUCUAUGG
Molecule: messenger RNA, 1204 nt
Organism: Arachis stenosperma
Lineage: Eukaryota; Viridiplantae; Streptophyta; Magnoliopsida; Fabales; Fabaceae
Product: octanoyltransferase LIP2, mitochondrial-like
Exons: 3
Coding region: 237-992 (251 amino acids)
Biological process (GO): protein lipoylation
Cellular component (GO): mitochondrion
Molecular function (GO): lipoyl(octanoyl) transferase activity
Source: RefSeq, a predicted model, not a curated record